This is a messenger RNA of Boleophthalmus pectinirostris (great blue-spotted mudskipper), 4050 nucleotides long. RefSeq names its product zinc finger E-box-binding homeobox 2-like. Lineage: Eukaryota; Metazoa; Chordata; Actinopteri; Gobiiformes; Gobiidae. Gene Ontology annotation, molecular function: RNA polymerase II cis-regulatory region sequence-specific DNA binding; DNA-binding transcription factor activity, RNA polymerase II-specific. The record is from RefSeq and is a predicted model, not a curated record. Gene Ontology annotation, biological process: regulation of transcription by RNA polymerase II; anatomical structure development.
UGUUAUACAAAAGUGUGACCACCUCACACGAGAGAGCGCAGGGCAUGAGGCACGUUUGUCAUAAAUAACUGUUUUGCCGCGCGCUUUUGUUCUGUAGGUGUGACUCGGGGCACUACAUGGCCGUGUGAUAAGGUGCAGGAGUGACCCGGGUCCUGCCUCCUCCGCUGACAUCACCGCUCCUCACCAGCAGCAGCAGCAGCAGCAGCAGCAGCAGCACCUCCAUCACACACUGAGAAGAGUGUCCCGCGGUGACCGAGGGGCGAUGCGUUCACGCCAUUCAUUCUCUGACGCGCACUCAGGACACAGCCACAGUCGCACCGGGACCGCUUUUUGAGAAGGAGCCACAAGAGGAGAAGCAAGGAUGACAGAGGAAAGCAGAGGCAAGCGAAGGAAGCAAGCCAACCCCAGGAGAAACCGAGUGGAGGCCGAUCAGGUGACCUCCCUGGGAUCUGAGGGGGAGGAUGAGGUGGGCGUGUGGAGCCUAGACCCCCAUGAGGGCCCGGAGAGCCUGGACAAGGCGAGCCUGACACCCAGUGAGGGCACAGAGGAGCCUGGCAGUCCCCUCCGCUCUGUACAAGGACACAGCCAGAGCCCUUCUGUGACUGACCCGUCAGAGGAGAAGGACACAGGGAGCAUGUACCGUAAGACCUCAGAUUCCCAGAAUGCCUUGGAGGACUUGGCACACUAUGAGUUCCUAGCCCAGCUGAGGAGAGCCUCAAACUCAACGAGUAUUUUGGGCCAUCUGACCCAGAAUGGCAGCACACCACUGUACCAUCAGAACAGUAACCAUGAUGACCUACCCGCCGCCAUCUGGUCUCCUGGAGCUCAGCAUUGCUCUCCUGAUGCAGCAGAUGGUGGAAAGAGCCUGCAGGCCUGUCCGUUCUGCCACAGGACGUACCCGCGCACUGCUCUCAGGGACCACAUCAAGUACUGUCAGGAGCAGGACGAUGGGCCCAUGGUCUGCCCUCUCUGUGGAUACACUGCCACCCUCAGGGCACAGAUGGAACGGCACCUUGCACUGCACAACCAGCUUCAGGAAAAAAGUGCUAUAACUUUUGAACAAGGCCCAGAGACGAGGAAGUUUAAAUGUCUUCAAUGUGGGAAAGCAUUUAAGUACAAACACCACCUCAAAGAGCAUCUUCGAAUCCACAGUGGUGAGAAGCCAUAUGAAUGUUCCAACUGCAAGAAGCGUUUCUCGCACUCGGGAUCUUAUAGCUCUCAUCUGAGCAGUAAAAAGUGCCUUAGCAGUGGAGGAGGCAGCGCUGGAGCCACUGGCGCUACUUUGAACGGCCACAGCCCAAAUAUGUUUCAGGCCACGUUUCAGACCUCUCCCUCUGCAGGCGGAGGGAGGGGCGCUAUUGACAAACCAGAGGACAACAAGCAACUUCACAAGGGCUUCCCCAGGCCUGUAGACAUGGGGCGAAUGUGGGACCCUCAAUCAGAGCUAGCGUUAAGGGCAAGCAUCCUCAAAGGCACCACCCUGCUGCCUUAUCUCAACUCUGGAACCAAAUUCGAGCAGGUGCUACAGAAGAUGCUAAACAGGGAAGUGAAACAAGAGGAGGAGUUGGACAUAGAUUCUAAAAUGGAGGACAAGAAAGAGGUUUACAAUGGGGAGAAAGAGGGACUCAGGGUCUCCUGUCGAUUUUGCUCGCAGCUUUUCCCAAACGUGGCUGUCCUCCUUCAGCAUGAGAGAUACCUGUGUAAAAUGAACCGUGAGGAAACUGAGAACGGGAAACCGCACGAAGUCGCUAACGGUAUUCCCAUCAACAAUUCGCCUCCGCAGAAGUCCAACUGGCACUCUGUCCCACAACAACUUCUGGUCGCCAUGCACUCACCACCUCAGCUGUCCUCCAGACCGCCAAUUUGGGCCGCACAGGAGAAAGGAAGCCCAAUUCAAAUGCUUAACAACUCGCCUAAACUAUCAUCUCCUCAGAGCAGGAAGAACACAGCUGGUUUUGUCUCUCCUCCGUGUCUCGAUCUCACCAACUGCCCACCGGAACUGCUGUCACCCAGAAACCAGAGUGAACCACUAGAUCUGUCCAUGCCUAAAGAGAGCAAAAACAAAACCCCCAAUGGUAUCAAAAGCAGAGGAGAGAAAAGGGAGUUUCAACAAAUCAGGAAACUAAGUCCAACUCAUCCCACAUUUGUGCCUCUGCCUCAUCAUCCGGCUUAUGGGGCUCCCGGCACGCCCGUCUUUGCUAGUUCGAUGUACGGAGCGUUUCCGGUCUUUAAUCAGUCGGGAUUAGGACAUGAAGGCAUCGCCCCGCUUCCGUUUGGACAACCAGCAAGUAGUCCUGGGUUUUUGUCACCUAUGGCAUACAUGAUGGACAGUGAAGCAGAGGCAGCACUCAAGAAAAUCCACCAAGAGAGACAAGCAUUAAUGGGUGAGAUGUUAAGCCGUGGUGGUCUGGACUAUCUCUCCCUGAUAGACGAUGGGUUUGAUGGUGAAGGAGGACCAGGAAGGAAAAGACUGAAGAAAACUGAAGAAGGACUGUACGCCUGUGACAUCUGUGAUAAGACGUUUCAGAAGAGCAGCUCACUUUUACGGCACAAAUAUGAGCACACAGGCAAGCGUCCACAUGAUAGCAUCUGCAAGAAGGCCUUCAAACACAAGCACCACCUGAUCGAGCACAGCAGGCUUCACUCUGGAGAAAAGCCCUACCAAUGUGACAAGUGCGGCAAACGCUUCUCCCACUCCGGCUCCUACUCCCAGCACAUGAACCAUCGCUACGCCUACUGCAGCAAGGACCAGGACCCCGACCAGGACCCAGACGAGAUGCCCCUCACCCCGGGCAUGGCUGGCAGCUUCAGUGGGCGCCUGGGGGAGCCCGAAGACCCCCAUAUGUCCUUAGAGGAAACCCAAACGCCACACUCGUUUCUUAGCGAUUCAAGCCUGGAUGGAGCAAUGGAGGCGAUGAAGGAGGAAGAAGAGGAGGGGGAGGAAGAGAUACACAGCAUGGGUGACACAGAUGUUCACAAGUCACCAUCAGGAAAAUGUGGAGCGUCAAAUGACAUAGACAGUCAUGGAGAAAGCAAUACGUGGGGCUCAAAUGGACCUAUGGACAAAUGUGAACUGAAGUUAGAAAUGACAGAUUCACAGCUACCACGGAUAAAAACCUGAAGUGACUUUUACCAAGCAAUUUCAAUGCAUAAACUGUACAUAUCAACUACUUUUACAUGUUACACUUUUUAAACAACCAAAUGAAGCCAUACAAUACAAUGUGAUGAUACACAAAUCUAUGUAAAGAAAUACUAUGCCAAAAAUGACUUCUGCAAUGUUACAGACAGUUGUCUCACCAAUGUGCCAUUUCAAGCUUCCUGCCAAGUUACAGAAGUGAAUGAAGGGCAGAAUAAAAAAGAAGGAAAUCUAUAUUUAUUAUUACUAAUAACUGCAUAAUAAGUGGCAUUUCUUUGUUUUCAUGUAACCAAAUAACGUCCAUAAAAUACACAGGCAGGUUCAGUGUAUCAAAAGCCAUUGUUCACAUAAAUCAUGCUGUGAAAUUACAAUGUCACUUAUGAGACAGGUUGAACCCCUUACUAUAGUGUUAAAUAUACUUAUUUAUUUUUUAUAUGCAGUCAGCAAAGGACUGCCACUUUUCAAAUAUUCAUAGCAGUAUUUUUGCAACAAGCAAAUUUUUUCUACAAAUGUUUUCAUGAUUUUAUAUCUUUCUAUUGUGAGCAUUUGAACACUUGUAGCCACUAGUAAGUUGCACAUUUGAAACAUUUGUCAGUUUUAACUUCCUUUUUGGUGGUUGUUAGAGUAAAAAAGUGCCUGUGUAUGUACAAUGAAGAAGACACUGUGAGUAAUGGGACAAACCUUUGGUAUAGAGAGAUAAGAUGUGGUGCUUGAGGUGUGACUAAGCUUGUAGCACUCAUGCAUACCGCCACUAGAACAAUGCAACGUGCUAACUGCCUUUUCGGCACAGAACUGUCUCACGCAUUUUGUACCAACCAGUAUUUUUAACAGCACAAUGCAACUUUUGGAUGUUUUCAUUGAUUUUGUAUUUUUUGCAUGUUGUCAAUUUUGUAAUAAAAUUGUACAUAUUUUGA